Pygoscelis adeliae (Adelie penguin) is the source of this 2741-nucleotide messenger RNA. It is a transcript of the gene LRWD1, whose product is annotated as leucine-rich repeats and WD repeat domain containing 1. The record is from RefSeq and is a predicted model, not a curated record. The transcript has 16 exons. Bases 244 to 2499 code for a protein of 751 amino acids. NCBI's taxonomy places the organism in Eukaryota, Metazoa, Chordata, Aves, Sphenisciformes, Spheniscidae. Gene Ontology annotation, molecular function: protein binding; chromatin binding. Gene Ontology annotation, cellular component: nuclear origin of replication recognition complex. Gene Ontology annotation, biological process: chromatin organization; establishment of protein localization to chromatin.
UUAGAGGUUGUCAGCCAAGAGUCUAUCCAUCUGGUCAGGCCAGUGAGCGCACAGUGUCGUUUCCUUGGGAGGAAGACAUUCACAACAGGUGUAUUUAUUCUUACUGUUGCUGUUUAUUUGAAAGCGUGUCGGAGUUCUUGGAGCAGAGCCCUGUUGCUCAGGAGAGGUACAAACAGGAAGGUUACAAGAAGAGAUCCUACAGCUGACUGAUUAGUGAUUCCAGCAGAGGGGUGGAGACUAAAAAUGUCAAAAAUUACUACAGAACUUCUUCUGGAAAGAGCAGUUCCAAGAUCCACGAGGCUCCGAAAGAUCGAGACGCUGAACCUGUCCAAGCUGCAGUUGAAGACUGGAGACUUGGACCCGCGUUUGUUUUCCCGUCUGAGGCAUCUGCAGAAACUAGAUCUCUCUGAUAAUUUACUGGACAAAUUUCCCAACAGUCUAACCCUGCCUGAUCUGCGUGUCCUAAACUGCAACAACAACAAACUGGAAGAUGUAACUGCUCUGAAACAGUUCCCCCUGCUCGAGGAGCUAACCUACGAGAACAAUGUGUACUUGACACUCAACGAUGACUAUAAAGUAAUGUUUCUUUUGCAAAAUCUUCGGCUACUCAAUGGCAAGGAUAUAACCAAACUGGCUAAUCAUGUGAGGCGUGUCAAUAGCCGUAAGCUCACCAGCAAGGUUACUGCUCACUGGGAAAAAUUCUUCCGUGACCAACUUCCUGAGAAAUAUACAGCUGAGCAAGUGAAGUCCAUCAAGAAAAAGUUCCUGAAGUCAGUACAAACCAAUGUGGUAUAUGGACCCAGCUCACUCAGUGAAUUCACCCGCUGGCGGGUGAAAAUGAUCGCAGAAGAGUUUCUGGCAUACUCACUGGGUCUGGAGUUAAACACAGAUCCUGAACCAGAGGAAAAGAUGGAUGAGAAUGAGGAAGAAAGUACAGAAAGCCCCAGGGAAGCUGCAGAGGAUGUGGGUCAGGUCACGGUAACGCCCAGCAAGAGGAAGAGAAAUCAUUCAAAACCAGGCUCUGGAAACAAGAGGUCCAAGUCCCAGGCAAACACCAAGGAGGAGGCUGCGGUUAAUCCCAGAAAGUCCAGUCAUGUGCAGGAUGACCCAGCUCCUGAUAAACCAAGAACAUCGAACGAGCCAGCCAAAGAGGCAAGCCCUGAGCAGGGAGCUGAAGGGACACAUAAGAAUGGAGAGCAGUUUCCCAAGGGGCAAAGCAACAGAAGAUCCAGCCAGCUGACAGGGGAACAGAAAAGCCAGGAGCAGGACAACGGAGUUGUCAGCUUGACCCCAGUGAAGAACUCCAAGGGCAAGGAGGAUGUCAGUGCAGAGCCAUUGCAUUUUCUUCAGUGUCACAGUAAAGGCAACAGCCGCGAGGAUUUUAAAACGCAGCUCUGGUCCUGUGUCUUCGAGCCAUUGCUAGACUGUGGAGCCAGGAAAGAUCCCGUUGUGAGCUCCUCCAGAACUGUGGCAACAUGUGGAGGGGAAUCCAUCUGCCUGAUUGAUUGUGAGACGGGGACGGUGCUGAAAAAGUAUAAGGUGGCUACAGAGGAGUUUUUCAGUGUUGCGUGGACAACCCUCACAAUGGUAAUCAGCAACAGUCGGAAAAAAUCUCAUAAUAUCUUGGCGGCUGCUGGGAGGAGAGGGAUCGUCAAACUGAUUCAUGUGGCAGCUGACUUCUGCUACGGGGAGAUAAAGGCUCAUAAAAAGCCCAUUGCUACUGUCUGCUUCAGCCCAACUCGAGAAACUCACCUCUUCACUGCAUCCUAUGACAAGCGAAUUGCACUCUGGGAUAUUGGGAUUCCAGACUGUGACUACAAUUUCAAAGCAAGCCAGCUGCUGGUGCUGGAAGCGCUCUCCAUUCCCUUACGGAUUGCCCUGGUCCCCACCUGCUCCGAUCAGUACCUGCUGGCUGGCUGUGAAGGCGGCUGCUUUGCCUGGAAUAUAAAACUGGAUAAGGAACAAAAAAGCAGGCCUUUUGAAGCCAUAUUCCAGUUCCCUGAUGAGGAUGGAGGCAUGACAACAUCUCACAGGGUUGACGGUUUGGCUUUUCUGAAUGAUGAUGUCGUCGUUUCCAAGAGCUCCAAACCGGGAUGCAUAUACUUAUGGAGCUGGAGUCGGUCUUUUGACGCAAAGGGGAAAGGAUACCAGCGAACGGUAUCUGCAGUUAUUCUAGCUGAGCUCGAGUGGUCCACGACGGACCUGUCCUACCUGACGCUCAGCACCUGCCCAGCAAAAGACUACGUGUUCUGUGGCGACGAGCAGGGAAGUGUGUGGAUGUACAACCUCUCAAACUACACCACAGCGUGGAGCUCUGCAAAGGGAAAACGCACAGACAAGAGGAUCCCUCCCACACAGAUUCUCAAUUGGCCAGAGCUUCGAGCGAACGGGGAGCAGCUGACUGAAGUCCUAAUAAACAAUGUGGUAUCAGACCCUACUUUUACUUACCUUGUUGUUCUAACUAGUGUGAACAUAACAGCAAUUUGGAAGAAGUCAUAGUUCCUUGUAACAGAGUUUCAUUCCCGUGCUUUGAAAUAGUGCAGUAUUAGUGACUGGUACCCAUGUAACCAUGAAAUUUUCUAAACCAGCUAUUAUGUGCAAGAGAAAAAAAAAAAAAAGGUAAACGAGUUUGUUAAACUCAUCAAGUCAUUGUAAACAUCCGGUUUCUUUUACUGUAACUUUUCACAAUUUGUGCAUUUGUUUUAUAGAAAUGACACGUAAUAAAACAAAAUACCAGUUCA